AUGGAGAAUAGCACAGAAGUGACAGAGUUUAUCCUCUUGGGAUUAACAGAUGACCACAAUCUUCAGAUACUCCUUUUUUUUUUUUAAUUUUUAUCAUUUUUAUUCAUCUACCUCAUCACCCUGCUUGGGAAUGGGGGAAUGAUGGUGAUCAUCCACUCAGACUCCCAUCUCCACACUCCAAUGUACUUUUUCCUCAGUAACCUCUCCUUUGUAGACUUGGGUUACUCACCAGCUGUAGCCCCCUAAACAGUGGCUGCAUUGCAGUCAGGGGACAAGGCCAUCUCCUACAAUGGAUGUGCAGCUCAGUUCUUCUUCUUUGUGGGGUUUGCCACUGUUGAGUGCUACCUCCUGGCCUCCAUGGCCUAUGACCGCCAUGCCCCGGUAUGUAGGCCUCUUCAUUACACCACCACCAUGACAGCAAGUGUAUGUGCCCUCCUUGCUACUGGUUCCUAUGUCUCUGGCUUCCUCAAUGCCUCUAUCCACGCCGCAGGCACCUUCAGACUCUCCUUCUGUGGUUCUAAUGAGAUUAAUCAUUUCUUCUGUAACAUUCCCCCACUCCUGGCUCUCUCAUGCUCUGACACACGCAUCAGCAAGUUGGUGGUCUUCUUUGUGGUGGGCUUCAACGUCUUUUUCACCCUCCUGGUCAUCCUUAUUUCUUACUUCUUCAUAUGCAUCACCAUUCAAAGGAUGUGUUCUGCUGAAGGGCGGAAGAAAGUCUUCUCCACCUGUGCUUCCCAUCUCACUGCUGUGUCCAUCUUCUAUGGCACAAUCAUCUUCAUGUACUUACAGCCCAACUCCAGCCAGUCCGUGGACACAGACAAAAUAGCCUCUGUGUUUUACACAGUGGUGAUUCCCAUGCUGAAUCCCUUGAUCUACAGCCUUAGGAACAAAGAAGUGAAAAGUGCUCUCUGGAAAAUACUCAACAAACUUUACCCCCAAUAUUAA
Molecule: messenger RNA, 945 nt
Organism: Nomascus leucogenys (northern white-cheeked gibbon)
Lineage: Eukaryota; Metazoa; Chordata; Mammalia; Primates; Hylobatidae
Product: olfactory receptor family 5 subfamily B member 21
Biological process (GO): sensory perception of smell; G protein-coupled receptor signaling pathway
Cellular component (GO): membrane
Molecular function (GO): olfactory receptor activity; G protein-coupled receptor activity; odorant binding
Source: RefSeq, a predicted model, not a curated record